Messenger RNA from Alnus glutinosa, 2127 nucleotides. RefSeq lists its product as uncharacterized. The coding region runs from base 1 to 2127 and encodes 708 amino acids. NCBI's taxonomy places the organism in Eukaryota, Viridiplantae, Streptophyta, Magnoliopsida, Fagales, Betulaceae. The transcript has a single exon. The record is from RefSeq and is a predicted model, not a curated record.
AUGGACAAGAGUUGGAUGAGAAUGUCUAGAGGUUCAAAAGAGCAUCUAGAUGGUAUCCAAGCAUUUCUGAAUUUUGCAUUUAGCAACACCAAUACACCAGGCUUCAUUUUGUGCCCAUGUAAGCGUUGUCGCAUGAGCAACUCAUUGACACAUGAAGUUGUCUACGACCAUUUGAUGACGGGCCCAGGAAUCUUGGAGGGUUAUACCGAUUGGGUACUGCAUGGGGAAAAGAUUAACGCUUCUGUUAAUAGGGAGUCCGUAUCUCACGGCCCUGUAACGGCUCCCACCAAUAGGAUGCCUCCCCUUGACGGGUCUAGUGGGAUGCAUGCCAUGUUGCAUGACAUUUUCAACAUGCACGACGUACGAGCCGAAGAAGGUGGGUCCGAAGUUGGUGCACAAGCCGAAGCCGUACAAGAGGAUUCAAAUGACUUUGACGAGAAGACGAGGAAGUUCUUCGAUUUACUUAAGGAUGCUGAUACCCCACUCCACGAGAAUACAAAGCAUAGCAAAUUGGGGGCUAUUGUGCGUCUAUAUAAUUUGAAGUGUAUGGGUGGAUUCAGUAACACGAUAUUCUCACUCCUCCUUGAAUUUAUUAAUGAGUUGCUACCAACAAAUGCUGUUUUGCCUAAGGACACGUACGAGGCAAAAAAGUAUAUGAGAGACUUGGGACUUGGAUAUGAAAAGAUUCUUGCUUGUCCCAAUGAUUGUAUGUUGUUUUGGAGGGACACCGAGAAGUUAGAACGAUGUACGUCAUGCAAGGCAUCGAAGUGGAAGGAGGACAUUAGUGAGGAAGAAGAGUCAUCACGAACAUCUAAACGAAAGCCGGCAAAGGUGUUACGGUGGUUUCCGUUGAUACCAAGGUUGCAACGGUUGUUUACGUCACAUCACACAGCUAAACACAUGAAGUGGCAUGCUCAUGGGCGUACAAAAGAUGGUGUACUAAGGCAUCCGGCAGAUGGUGAAGCCUGGAAGACAUUCGAUUCAUGCUACCCAGACUUUGCCUCAGAUCCACGUAGUGUGAGGCUUGGCUUAUCCUCUGAUGGAUUUAAUCCUUUUGGGAAUAUGAGCACAACUCACAGUACUUGGCCGGUAAUGUUGAUACCGUACAACUUGCCUCCUUGGAUGUGCAUGAAACAACCAUAUUUUAUGUUAUCAUUGAUUAUCUCAGGCCCAAGUUCACCUGGAAUGAAAAUAGAUGUCUAUCUACAACCUCUUAUAUCAGAAUUAAAGGAAUUAUGGGAGGUUGGAGUGUCAACUUUUGAUGUAUCAGUGAAAAAGAAGUUCACGAUGCGUGCAGCCUUGAUGUGGACAAUAAACGAUUUUCCAGCUUAUGCAGAUUUGUCUGGUUGGAGUACGAAAGGCAAAAAGGCGUGUCCUUGUUGUAUGCACUCUACACGGUCUACCUGGUUAACUUAUGGCAAUAAACAAUGUUAUAUGGGGCAUAGGCGAUGGUUGCCUUUGGAUCAUAGUUGGAGAAGAAAUAAGAGAGCGUUUGAUGGUACACAAGAAAUGGGUACUCCGCCUCUUGUGCCAAGCGGUGAUGAGAUCAUGAGACAAUUAGAGGUAUUUGGACAUGUUGUUGGCCAUGUUGCGGAGAAACGACAAAGGAGUACUGUUGCCGAUGAUGACGGGAUAAUAUGGAAGAAGCGUAGUAUUUUCUUUACAUUGCCCUAUUGGAAAGAUAAUAUUUUACGCCACAACAUUGAUGUGAUGCACUUAGAGAAAAAUGUGCUCGAUAAUAUUAUAUGUACAUUGUUGGACAUAAAAGGAAAAACAAAAGACAACCAUGAAGCACGUAAGGACCUACAAAAAAUGUGUUUGAGACCAACACUACAUCCAUUUACUAACGAUAACGGUAAGACAUAUCUGCCUGCAGCUUGCUUCACAAUGUCAAAUGAUGAGAAAUAUCAGUUCUUGAAGGUCAUAAAGGAUGUACGAGUGCCUGAUGGGUAUGCUUCAAAUGUGUCACGGUGUGUAAAACUUAAAGAACAUACCAUUGGAGGUUUGAAGAGUCAUGACAGCCACAUACUCAUGCAACAACUCCUUCCAAUUGCACUUCGCGGAUCAUUACCAAAGAAGGUCGUUGAACCUUCCAAUUUGUAUUGUAAUUCAUAUAUAGAUACUUAG